Molecule: messenger RNA, 1626 nt
Organism: Nymphalis io (European peacock)
Lineage: Eukaryota; Metazoa; Arthropoda; Insecta; Lepidoptera; Nymphalidae
Product: carboxypeptidase B-like
Exons: 10
Coding region: 77-1426 (449 amino acids)
Biological process (GO): proteolysis
Molecular function (GO): metallocarboxypeptidase activity; zinc ion binding
Source: RefSeq, a predicted model, not a curated record
UUUAUUUAUUGAAAUGUCAUAAAAACAAAAUGAUUUCGACAUACCAUCGCGUUUUGUUCUUUAUUGGACUGUAACAAUGUUUUUGAAAGAAAUAGCAUUUGCAUCGAUAUUUUUAUGUUUCGUUUGGUGUGAAAUCAAUAAAAGUAAAACAACAAAAGACGAUAUCAAACAUUGGGAAUCAGAAACAGUUGUUGGAAAAAAAUCGACAAGUAAGACAAAAGAAAUUGAUAAAAAUAAAAAACCAAAUCUUCGUCAACGACCAGUUAAAUCCAAAGUCAAAAAAGGUGAAAACAUUUCUAAGUGGCCCAAAGAAUCCAGAUAUCAAAAAAAGAAAGUAGCACCUAGAUACACUAAAAUGCAGAUGGUACAGCAACAACAUACAACAAUGUCUCCUCUUUUGGCGAGUGACGAAGAAAUAGAUGAAUUAAGCCCUUACAGUAUUAAAAAUUAUCUUCAACAUAUUGUGAAGAACAUUUCCGAUGCAAAUGUAACCGUCGAUGUAAUUGGCCGUACUGUUGAAUAUAACGACAUUGUCCUUCUUAAGAUAACAGAAAAAAUGGAGGACCCAACGAAACGAUAUUUCAGGGCCAAUGAAGGCAAAUAUGCUGAAGAUUCAGAAGAGAAAAAGAUUAUAUUUAUAAUACAUGGACUUAGUGUGAUGGGUGCAACAACACUACGAUGCCUAUCACAAGAAUAUUAUUUUCUUACGCUCUUAUCUUAUUAUACUAACCAUUUAGAUAAAUUCGAUAUAUUCCUAAUACCAAUGGCAAAUCCGGAUGGUAUUGCUAGACUUAGGAGUACCAGCCAGUAUGAAGAAACACUAAUCUGGAAUAAGAAUGCUUCACCUCAAAAUGACUGUCCGGGGGUCGCGUUAGACCGAAAUUUUGAUAUAGCGUGGAACAAUAAUGUUUCUAUCAACUCUUGUCACCAAGACUAUCCAGGCUCAGCUCCAUUUUCUGAAGCUGAAACAAGAGCAAUACGUGACAUAUUUCACAAAUACAGUCACAAAAUCAUUGCUUAUUUAAAUGUGCACUCUGGAACUUACGACCACACAACAUUCAAGGGUGAUGCAGUACUUUAUCCCAAAGGCUAUACAGACUCUGUAUCAGAUGAUGAUAAGUAUAUUGAUCUGAAGGCUGAAAUUGAUGAAGCUAUGAGAAACGCAAGUUUUCAGAUAAUAUCGGUAACUGUGGACACAUUGUACAGUUGGUAUGGAAAGGUUACUGGUACAAGCGUGGACUAUGCUUUAGAGGUUUAUGGUAUACCGUUUGCCUUAGAACUAGUGAUGCAAAUAUAUAACAUUCCGCAAGAUUACGAAGAUCAUCCCGACUACCACGAUAACGCCCUCGUUGAAGUGUGGGGCAGAGUUAUUGACGUCAUUUUUAAUUUUAUAUGGAAAACACAAAAUGGAAUCGAAGUUAAAUAAGAUCUUAGUUAGUUACAGUUAAUUAGUUUUUAUUUUUAUUUUACCACUUAUUAAAUUUUCUAUAUAGAAAGUUCGUACAUUACUUUUAUCAGCGAUUUUUAAAUAUUUUUACCUUGGUUCAAUUCGAGUAUUACGUUAUCAAAAUUUUAUUAUAAAAUUGAUGUAUUUUCUUAAUAAUCAUUAUAUACAACAUAUGUCUA